AUGCCAGACACGGAGGUGUCGAGCCCGGCGUCGUCUGGAGGCACGUCGUCCUCGCCGCCGCAGUCGCCAAAUGAGGCGGCGUCGAAGCGCAGCGCCAGCGGCGGAGGGAAGACGCGGCCGCGCGACGGCGGCGAGAAGCACCUGUCGUACCGCGGCGUGCGGAUGCGUGCGUGGGGGAAGUGGGUGUCGGAGAUCCGGGAGCCGCGCAAGAAGUCGCGCAUCUGGCUCGGCACGUUCCCGACGCCGGAGAUGGCGGCGCGCGCGCACGACGCCGCCGCGCUCGUCGUCAACGGACCCGCCGCCGUGCUCAACUUCCCGGAGAUGGCCGCCGCGCUCCCCCCGACCUCCGCCGCACCGCGAGACGUCCAGGCGGCGGCGGCGCGCGCAGCGGCCAUGGAGCCCUCCUCCCGGCUGGCAGCAGCUGGGUCCGCCGCCGUCGCAGCCCCCGCGGCGGGACAGCAGCAGGACGAGGAGCUCGAUGCGAUCGUCGAGCUCCCGCGGCUGGACGACGACGACGACGCUGAGUUCGUGGCGUUCGGUGAUACGUCGUUCGUGUUCCACGUUGCUGCGUAGGCGUCGUGGUGCGAUCCGAUGUGGAUCGACGAUGACACCGGCUACGUUCCGGCGGCGGCUGCGGCGCACGACGACCUGCGCGGGCUCGAUGGCGACCCCGGCUGGGCGCAACCGGUUGGUGCCCUGUGGAACUUGUAGUUGUAGCUGCUGCCUGCAGCCUGCUGGUCGGUUUGCUAAUCAGUCAACGAGUGUAUAAUUUCCAUUACAAAAACUAGUGUGUAAUUAGCUCUUGUUAAUCUCUCCAUUUCCUUU
Molecule: messenger RNA, 825 nt
Organism: Setaria italica (foxtail millet)
Lineage: Eukaryota; Viridiplantae; Streptophyta; Magnoliopsida; Poales; Poaceae
Product: dehydration-responsive element-binding protein 3-like
Biological process (GO): regulation of DNA-templated transcription
Molecular function (GO): DNA binding; DNA-binding transcription factor activity
Source: RefSeq, a predicted model, not a curated record